This is a messenger RNA of Mycena indigotica, 3600 nucleotides long. RefSeq lists its product as uncharacterized. NCBI's taxonomy places the organism in Eukaryota, Fungi, Basidiomycota, Agaricomycetes, Agaricales, Mycenaceae. The coding region runs from base 1 to 3600 and encodes 1199 amino acids. The transcript is spliced from 6 exons. The record is from RefSeq and is a predicted model, not a curated record.
AUGUGCCCGCACUCGGCACGAUGCUCCCUUUCCCGCUCUCAAUUUCUUGCGUCUCUUGCCCUGCUUUCGGGCUUCUCCAUCCUCGCCUAUUAUCGUCCAUCUCCUUCCCUUUGGUCUCCGCUUCCUCGUGGCUUCUCCUUCUGCGUUUUAUCGCGUUUGCCAUCUCUUCGGCUUUCCCCUGUCCUCCCUUCUGUUCGUUUUCGUGCUCAUCUUUUGCGUCACCUCUCUCUUUCGCUGUUUUCCUGCUCGUCUUUUUUAAUCUUCUUCGCGCAUCUUCUCGAUUUCAGCUCGACCCGUUUCUUCUCCAUCUUGCGUUUUUUUUUCUUUUUCGACAACUCUUCGCCUCCCCUUGUAUUUUGUCGCUCGAUUUCAUCUUCUUGGGCUUCCUCUUGCUUCCCUUCCCCUCCCAUUUCGGUUUCCCUGCGUUCCUUGGUCGGCGUCUGUCGGGCGCUUAUUCCCGAUCUCCUUUUUUUUUUCUUUUAUUUCCUUGCCGCUUUUUGUGCGGGCUAUCUAUCUUCCCCCUCCGUCUUCCGUCUGUCAUAUCCUGCCCUCGCUUGUGGCUUUUGUCGUGGGCGCCUCUUCCCCGGUCAUCUUCGCUUCCCUUCCUUGUUUCGCCCCCUGCGCUUCCUCCCCGUCCUCUGCCCCCGCCAUAUACGCUUGCUGACCCCCGCCCACAGCGUGGCCGCCUGCCCCACGCCCGCGCAGCGGCACCUCCUCGCGCAGCUCGCGGGCAUCCUGCACGCGCUGGGCAACGACGCGUGUGCAUGCGCCGGCGCCGCGCAUGCUGGAGAAGAAGAAGAAGAGGACGCGAAGAAGCGGUGUGUGCUGCAGACGAUCGAGGGCGUCGUGUUCCCGCCCGCCCCACACGCGAUGGACGUCGACCCCCCGCCCGGAGUCCAGCCGACGACCCCGGCCCCGGCCCCGGCGCAGGCACAGCCGCAGAAGCGCCGCCGGCUCGCGGGGCCGGGGGUGCCGCCGCCGAGCCCGCCGCCGCGCGGCGCGGGCGGGCGCUGGGGGCCGCUGGUGGGAAGGGAAGGGGGGGUGCGGGUGCGUGCACGGCCGCGGGGCGGGGGGGACGGUGGGGGGGGGGAGCGGGUGGGGGGGGGAGCGUGCUUGAGGAGGAGGACGGGGGGUAUGAGGUGCUGGAGGGGAGUGGGGGCGAGGGGAGGGAGGGGAGGGAGUGGGUUGUUGUGCGGCGGGGGGAGGAGGAAGAGGAUAUCGAUAUCAUUGGCGAAGGAGAAGGUCCGCCGCGGCACCACCGGGCCCGGCCGCGCCCCCGGCCCCGGCCGCGAGCAGACGAGGCGCAGGCGAAGGGGGGAGGCGCUCCCGCCGCGGAGUCUGCGGAAGGCGUGGAUGGAGGUGGCGCGGGUGGUGGAGGCGCAGGAGAAGGCGAAGGCGAAGGAGGGCAAAGGAAAGGGGAGGGAGAGGGAGAGAGAGAUGGAGGGAGAGGGGGAUGGGGACCAGGACCGGGAUGGGGAGGAAGAUUCCCAGAACCGCCAGCUCCGCGUGCGGCGGGCGGCCACGGACGAGGACGAUGAUAUGCGCACCCGCAUGCGUCCGGAGCGGACGGCGCCGGAUGAAGAAGACGAUAUCGGUAUCCACCGCCACCUACAGCGCCGGCGGCACACGCGCUCGCCCGCGGACCGCGAUGUGGACGAUAUGCCCCCGCCACCGCCGCCGCCGCCGCCGCCGCCGCCGCCACCACCGCUCGCCUCCUCCAACUAUACCACCGAUGUCCCGAGCCCGUCGCCCAGCGCGUCCUUCGCGCGGAUGCGCAUCGUGUCGCCGCAGGCCGACGCUUCACCUGCCGCUGCGUCCGCGUCCGCGUCGGCGGUCUGGAGGCCGCCGGCGGGCGGGUGGAUGAGAAGGGAUGUGGACGUGGACGUCCUGCCGGCUGCGUCGAUCGCGGCGCCGGGGCCGGCGGAUGGACAGGAGGACUUGCACGCCGCGGCGGAUUUGUUGAUGUUCCUCGCGGGGAACAGCGCGGGUGUGUCCCCGCCCGCGCCGGCGGCGGUGCCGGCCCUGGAGCCGGAGGCCGCGACCACGCACGUGUCGGAAACACGAGAGUCAAGAUCGCGCUCGCCGACGUACACGCCUGCGAGCCCGCCGACGGUCUCCCGCUCCCGCUCCCGCUCGCGGUCGGCGUCCGCGUCGCCGGUGUAUACGCCGCGCUCGCCGCCGGCGGUGGCGGUGUCCGCCGAUAUGGACCUCGACGUCGACGUCGUUGGAGAUGUGGAUAUCGAGGAGCGGGAGUCCCCGGAGAGCCCGCCGCCGUACGAGAGCCCCGAGGUUCUCUUCAACAACGACCAUGAGCUGGGGCCCGACCCGGAUAUUGACGUGCUGAUGAACGAAGGGCAGGAGGAGUACAGGCCGAGCCCGGCGAGCCCGAGUCCGGCGCCGGAGGAGGGCGAGGGGGAGGGCGGGGGGCGGGGGCGAGGGCGAGGGCGAGGGCGGGCUGGGGUUGCGGGUUGGAGGGGAGGUGGAGGAGGGCGAGAGCAAGAACCGCCGCCCGGACCGGAACCCGACCCACUGCCCGAACGGGAGCGGACGCCGACGCCGACGCCGCCGCCCGCGCCGGUGCCCGUCGUGAAGGUGACGCUGAAGGAGUGGAAGGCGCGGCGGAAGGCGGACGAGGAGGCAAGGCUAAGGAUGAAGGCGGCAGAGGCGGAGGCGGAGGACGGCGUCAGCGGGGACGUCGAGGAACCGCCGGCCGUGCCCGUGCCCGAGACGCCGGCCGCCGCCGAGGCCAGGGUGGACAACACCAACGGCGAUGGAGACGGAGACGGGCUCGCGGCGGUGCUCGCGGGCAUCCGCGCGUCGGCGGCGGAGGCGUUCGCCCCUCCCGCGGCCAGGCCGGCGCCGGAGAUGGUGAAGAGCGCGCUGAGCAUGGAGGCGUUCGUGGCGACCGGCGCGGCGCUGUCCCCGCUGAUAGUUGGGGGCGUGCUCGACUCGCCCGCGGUGAACGUGGUGAAGGAGCCGGAGCCGGAGCCGGUCCAGCCGCCCGCGCCGUUCGGGUAUAGCAAGACGCCGACGGAGCUGUUCUCGUUCCCCGCGAAGGUGAACGUGGGGCCGGGGCCGCCGCCGGGGAGCGCGCCGCCGACGUUCUCGUUCCGGUUCCGCGCGCCCGUCAAGGAGAGGGAGAGGGAGGAGGGCGAGAUAGUACCGCCGCCGCCGCCGCCGCCGGUGAGCGCGCCGGUGUCGUCCAGCUUCACGCCCACGCCCACGCCGAGCUACUCUGUUCAGCAACACCACCACCCUUCGCUGCACCAGCAAACACAACACCUCCCGGCGCCGCCGCCGCCGCGGCGCGACCCCGCGCAGCCGCCGACGCAGCCGCGGUCGUACCAGCUCGCGAGCGCGCGGGGGAACGCGCGGCCGCCGCCGAGCGCGCCGAAGGCGCUGCGCGAGGCGGGGAUGAACGGCGGCGCGGGCGCGGGCGGGCUGGGCGCGGGCGCGGGCGCGGGCGGCGGUGGGCCGGGGGCGAAUGGAGUUAAUGGCAUCGGGCUGGGCGGUGGCAGGGGCGCGGCGGGGUGGAAGCGCGGCGGGGCGGCGGGGGGGAGUGCGGCUGGGGGUGGGGUGGGGGGGUAUAAGGGCCGGUGA